This is a messenger RNA of Argiope bruennichi, 3621 nucleotides long. RefSeq lists its product as uncharacterized. Lineage: Eukaryota; Metazoa; Arthropoda; Arachnida; Araneae; Araneidae. The transcript has 3 exons. Bases 137 to 2836 code for a protein of 899 amino acids. The record is from RefSeq and is a predicted model, not a curated record.
ACUUUUACAAUUUACUGAUCUAGAUCAAGAAGGUCAUGCGUGUGUGUUUGGUCAAAUUGUAUUUAGAGUCAAGAUUUACAAAUCAGAAAGCAUUCUAUGUCAGUUGGUUGCUCUGUAAAGCAACUUCUGAAGAGUCAUGAAGCUCUGGAAAGUUUGUUCGGCUGUGUUCAUAACCGCCGUUUUAUUCUCAGCUGUUCACAGCAGGCCAACUGUAACCAGACAAAGCGACGGUAAUGGACAGUAUGGCUACGAAUAUAAAGUAUCGCAUCCUGCAGGAAGUUCUCGAGUCCAUGUGAAUACCGGCCAAUCUUCCAAUAAACGCCAGUAUCCCCACCAUUUGGACACAAACUAUAGAAAUAAUCAUGUAGGAGGAUACAUUUCUCAUCCACAGCGUUUCUAUGGACCCCCAAGGAAAUCUUAUCAACCUGCCAGUUUUGAGAAACGUCCAGUCAAUUAUGAAAGAUCUCCUUAUGAUUCAGAAGAAAUUCAUGAUCCUCAACCAUUUUACCCUUCACCUUACGAUUCAGACGAGAAAAAUACCCCUAUUUACAAUGGUGAAAUAGGUUACAGUGAACCACAAAUAUCGAAAAUUCAUCACCCAUCUUAUAAUUCACCAGUUGGACAAGAGCACAUCGAUCUACCCAUCAGUCAAGAAUAUGUUGAUUCACCUAUUUCUGGUGAUUAUGUGGAAUCGCCGUAUCCUCCAAAAAAUAAUCUACCAGUUACGAAACAAUAUCCAGCGGUACUCCAGGAACAAAUUGAAACACCUAUCGUUCAAGAAUAUGUUAAUCCUCCUGCUAUUCAAGAGCACAUUAAUCCAAAAAUCGGUCAGGAACAUAUAGAACCUGCUAUUGUUCAAGAACCCAUCAAACCUUUAAUUACUCAAGAAAUUAUUGAUCCGAUUGUUGUGCAGGAACACGUUAAUCCACCUAUCACUCCAGAGCUGAUUAAACCCCCAUCCACUAAAACCGUUGUAAGCGCUCCCAUUGUUCAUGAACACAUUAAUCCACCAGCAGUUAAGGGUUAUCCACCUGCCACUAAAACCGUUGUCAGUGCUCCCAUUGUUCAAGAACACAUUAAUCCACCAGCAGUUAAGGGUUAUCCUCCACCAUCCACUAAAACCGUUGUAAGCGCUCCAAUUGUUCAGGAAUAUGUAAAUCCACCAGCAGUUAAGGGUUAUCCCCCUUCCACUAAAACCGCUGUGACUGCUCCUAUUGCUCAGGAACACAUUAAUCCGCCAGGAGUUAAGGGUUAUCCCCCAUCGACUAAAACCGUUGUCAGUGCUCCUAUUGUUCAAGAACACAUUAAUCCACCAGCAGUUAAAGGUUAUCCACCAUCGACUAAAACCAUUGUCAGUGCUCCUAUUGUUCAGGAACACAUUAAUCCACCAGCAGUUAAGGGUUAUCCCCCUUCCACUAAAACCGUUGUGGGUGCUCCUAUUGCUCAGGAACACAUUAAUCCGCCAGGAGUUAAGGGUUAUCCCCCAUCGACUAAAACCGUUGUCAGUGCUCCUAUUUUUCAAGAACACAUUCAUCCACCAGCAGUUAAAGGUUAUCCACCAUCGACUAAAACCAUUGUCAGUGCUCCUGUUGUUCAGGAACACAUUAAUCCACCAGCAGUUAAGGGUUAUCCCCCUUCCACUAAAACCGUUGUGGGUGCUCCUAUUGCUCAGGAACACAUUAAUCCACCAGCAGUUAAGGGUUAUCCACCUUCCACUAAAACCGUUGUCAGUGCUCCCAUUGUUCAAGAACACAUUAAUCCACCAGCAAUUAAGGGUUAUCCACCAUCCACUAAAACCGUUGUAAGCGCUCCCAUUGUUCAGGAACAUGUAAAUCCACCAGCAGUUAAGGGUUAUCCACCAUCCACUAAAACCGUUGUCAGUGCUCCUAUUGUUGAGAAACACAUUAAUCCACCAGCAGUUAAGGGUUAUCCACCUUCCACUAAAACCGUUAUCAACACUCCUAUUGCUCAAGAACAUAUUAAUCCACCAUUAGCCAAAGGAUAUGCCAAUGGGCCUAUCUCUCAAGAAUAUAAUGAAUCACCUUAUUCUACACAGCAUUCUGGUCCUUCUUCAGAAGUCUUGAGUUCUCAUGUUUCUGAACCAGUAUUUGAUGCAUCAAAUAGCGGCUCUGGUCCCACAGGUCCGAAAUACGUACUUAUUCCAAAUGGUCCUCCUCACAUUGUAGACACCCAUUCUACAGAGAUUAUCCAUCCCCCUCUGCCGAACAGUCAAGGAUCGGCAGUACCUCAUCCUUCUCCACUAGUUUCUCAUGGGUCAGGUCCUAAUCCACAUACUUCUAAUCCUUCGCCCUAUCCGCCAAUAUCCUCUGACGGCCCUGGUCCUAUAUCGCCUAUCUCUCAUUCCACAAGACUUCUGAUUCCAGAGCAGGGAUUCCCUAAAUAUCCUGAAACAGCAAACAGUUUGUCAUCUCCAGAAUCCAAUCCCCAUACCUCUUCUGGUCUGCCUCCUCCAUCGCAUGCCAUUCGCCUGGGAGUCCCUCCACCUGGUGACCAUAGCGCACCAUUAUCCCACCCCGAACCUUUGAUUGGUGGUCCUCCUCCACCACCAGUAUCUCACGCAUUCCGAUUAAAUUUGCCUUCACCUCCGGCACCUGUUGGGACAAAUAAUCAUCUUGUAGACUCUGGAAUUUCAUCUUUGCCUCUUGAAGGUUUACAUGGCCCAAGGGUGUCUCAUGCUGUUAGACUGAAUUGGCCUUCUGCUUCUGGUGAGAAAGAGUUGUCGAUUCCAAAAGUAGACUACUUUCCAUCCCCAGGUAUACAAGGAUCAUCUGACACGGACACACCUUUGCUAGCUCUGGAAUCAAAAUCUAAAUAAUGUUAAUCUGAUGUUUCUAAGAUACUAAUUUAUUGAAUUAUAAUUAUCUGGUCAAAAGUUCUACUGAAGAAUUUUGUUUUUCGUCUUUUAAAUAUUAGCAUAUAUAAUUAUUUUUAAUAUUUGAACUAAAAAUGCAUGAAGGUUUUUAUUUUCUUUUAUUUUCAGUGAUAUUUCGUCUUAUGAAAGAAUGUUGUUGUUUUUCUGCAUUAUCAUCGGUUUUUAUUUUAUAGCAUGUUUCGAAUUUUAUGAUUUUCUUAUUUUUCACAACGAUGAAAGUCAUUAAAAGAUUCCGAGGUAGAAUACGAUAUAUUCCUUUUUGAUUUAAAUUAUGUAAUACAAUUGAAAAAACUCUUUGAAAUAAUAAUAUUAUACUGAAAUUAUGUUAAAAUAUUUGAAAUUCUGAUUCUGAAGCAUCUUUAGUAAUUAUAAAGUCUCUCAGUGGAUUUUAUAGGUAAAAAGAAACGCAUUCAUAUGAAUUAAUAAAAAUUAAUAGGAAAUGGAUUUUUAUUUCAUGAUAUAUAUGCAUCGUAAUCUCGUUUUUUAUUAUAAUAUACUUUCCUAAUGAGAAAGAUUCGCAAUCUGAUAUUUUAAAAAGAAAAUGUAUUUUGAAUGACAUUGUAUACAUAUAUACACAUAAUAUUCUAAGCGACCAGCUUUCAAUUGUCUGUACUCUGUUAAAAAACAGCUUAGCUUUUUGACAAGAUUUAUUUAUUUGUUACUUAAUUUAUUUAUAUGUGCAUUUUGUAAAUAGCUAAGUAUUGUGGAAAUUGUGUUCACACUUUUUG